AUGAAUCAUCAUAAUCCCACCAAUAUUUUUCAUGAAGGAUCAACAUUACGCGCAAGUACAUUCCUCACAGGAAUUUUGUGGCCUCUGUGCCACUUAGCAGCUGGGAGAUUGGUGGGCCCCAAUUACUGGCAUUUUCUCUUCAGUAUCCAUGGCUCUGAUGCACACCAUUAUCGUGAACUAAAUAUCUCACCAUCCAUUGCAGUGCUUCUGUUAUACGCAGCUUCCGCCUCUUCAUUCCGGUUGACUGUUGUCAGAGCCAAGGCACCAAGUCGAGAUCUUCAUUGUUGGAAAUGUCUUCUAAGUGACCUGGAAAAAUGUCUCUUAAAACAGCGUCAUCGUGAUUGA
Molecule: messenger RNA, 345 nt
Organism: Sclerotinia sclerotiorum 1980 UF-70
Lineage: Eukaryota; Fungi; Ascomycota; Leotiomycetes; Helotiales; Sclerotiniaceae
Exons: 2
Coding region: 1-345 (114 amino acids)
Source: RefSeq, a predicted model, not a curated record